AUGCUGCUGCUGUGUGCACUCACAGUCAGUCGAGUUUGGUUUCGCAGCUUGAACUCGUCGUUGGACAAAGGAUAUCCGAGAUACAACGUGAAGAAUUUGAGGAAGAAAGUCAUGCUCGUGCGUUUGACGAUUUGUCUUUUGGCUGUAGCGUUAUGUUACGUCUCCGCUGCUCCAUUUUCUCCAUUGCACAAGCGUGCAGCAAGAGUCUCGGCUCGUGUGCCGUCGAGAUUUCGCCGACUGGCCAAGGACGUCGUGUUUGACGGAUGUUUUGGAGGUACACUAGGAGACGUGGUGCAGAACAGUUUCCACGAAGUCGUCGAUUACAACACGAACGCCAUCUGCUCGGACAAGUGCAAGGAAUUGGGCUCGGCAGUCGCAUUCAGCCGCAACUCGUCUUGUUAUUGUGGCGAUGAUUAUCCUCUUCCAGUCCUAGAACAGCCGGACAAUAUCAAUGCUACAGGUCUGCAUGGCAACUGCAGCUACUGGUGCCCUGGAGCACUAAGCGACAACAGAUCAAAAAGCUGCAGCGGUGAAUAUUGUUGUGGGGGACCUUCCGCCUAUUCUGUGUAUCUCGUGGGAGAAACUGAUGUUUUGAGAAUUCUUGUGCAGCGCGUCAUGUCAAACCUUGUCAAGAAUAACUACACAAUAGCUAAAGAACUUAUCAAAACGGCCAAGGAUAAGAACGUUGGACUUAAUAAGCAAGCGCUCCAAAGCUCGAUAUAUAAAGAUCACGACGCAAGAAACGCCAACGAUGGAGAUCUCAACACUUUCUCUCACACAAACCACGACGAUAAACCAUGGUUGAUAUUCGACUUGGGAGCCGACUACGAGGUGGCGUACGUUGUUGUUCAAAAUCGCCGAGAUAAUUGCUGCUUAAAAAGGCUUCGAAACUUUUAUGUCCAAGCGCUCGAUAUUAACGCAAGAAGCGUUUACACUUGGCCGGAAACGGCCGGUGGAACGGAUACGUACACUUACAACAAAACCCUUCCUGCCGGAACACGUUUGAAGGCCGUUAGAUACAUUCAAAUUUGGAUGACGGUUAGUGAAAAUCUACAUCUAGCUGAGCUUGAAGUGUGGGGUACUCGAGACAAUGUCGCUAACGAACUGGUCAACCUUGCUGUGUUCAAGUCGGCAGACCAAAGCAGUACACGAGGCGACACUUAUCUUCAGUUAGGAGCCGCGAAAGCCAUCGACGGUUUCCUAGAAGGAAACUUGGACUUGGGAUCUGUCACGCACACCGACGAAGAUGAAUCUCCGUGGUGGAAAGUCAAUCUCGGCGCCAUGUACGAAAUCAACAGCGUUGUAUUAUGGAACCGUAUCGAGUACGAAGACAGACUGAAGUCACAAAACAUCGAGAUCAGUUUAUAUGACGACGAAGACCGUGAAGUGACAUUCAACAACAAAACCGAUUACAGAGUUACUGCACGGACCGUCGGAGCCAGAAUAUUUCAAGUGAACUUUACCAAACCACAAUGGGCUCAAUACGUGAAAGUCUCUCAGAAUAUCAAACAGUUUUUGAGUCUCGCCGAAGUGCAAGUGAUCGGUAGCGGUCCGACGCUCGUUAACGUCGCCAUCCAAAAGCCCGCCACACAGAGCUCGACUCUCUACAGCGCCGACGCGUCGCGCGGUAACGACAACAAUAUCUACAACAGACUGAACGGACAUAGUGUCACACACACAGACGACGACAUCAAAUCGUAUUGGAAAGUCGAUCUGCUGGUGCCGACGACCGUUCAUAAGGUUUAUCUCUGGAAUCGAGGUGACUGUUGUCAAGAUCGCUUGAGGCUCUUUACCGUCAUGUUUUUGGGUGUCGACGGUAAACCGGUACGCGACAACAUCGACGAGAAUUCCAAUCACAAUCAAUUGACUUUCUUUUACGACAUCGACCCGCCGGCUAAAGGUGUGCGUUACGUGCAGAUCGAACAAGUCAACAGACAAAUUCUCUCUUUGACCGAAGUUCAAGUCAUUUCCGACGCUAAACCUGCUUUGGAAGUGAGACUUGCCGGUCAGACGGCGACGAGCAAGGGAGACGGAGCUAUCAGCGAGUGCGUGAUCGCAGCCGACGGCAACUACUCGGCGUACAGUUGUCAGAACGCCAACGUUUCGACCGUCGCCUUUCCCGUCUCCGAAAUCGCAAAGAAAGAUCAAUUCGACAGUCCGAUCCAAGAGACGCCACUGAAAACGUACGACGUCGUUCUCGACAACAAACAAGGAACAGAAGAGCAAACGCUCGUUAAGACGUACACCGUCGCCAAAUCUGCAGCGAGCACUUGGAACGUGGAAGCUGGAGUGUCGGUCAGUGUAAAGUACAGUAACACGGCGACGGUCAAAGUCGGCAUGGUGUUCGAGCAGUCGGUAAGCUUUGGUCUUACUUUGGGUUUUUCGUUUACAUUUGGAUACAGCAAGACGAGCACCGAGUCGGAAACCGAUUCUUUACAAAUCCGACUCGAGGCACCGGCCGGAGGGAACGCAUCCGCAACGUUUGUACAACAGUUGGUGCCGAGACGAGUGAGAUGGAAGGCGACGUUUGCGACGCGAGGCCACGUCGGCGUCAUGUUUCAAGAGGAGACCGUCAACGACGUCGAUUUAGCGCGCGUACUGACAGAAGAACAGCGCAGCAUUUACGGAUUUGGCGUCAUCGACUAUGGGGAGCGUCCGGUCGUCAUCGCGCGCGUUAGUUCGUAUAGACCGGCGGAAGGAAGAGAAGAUGAACACACAAUCAGACAGCCAGGGGAGAUGAGAGGCCCAAACUCUUUCCAGAGUAAAAGCUUCGACAAGAAAGACGAUGACUUGAAAAACGAUUAGUAGUUCGUUCUAGAGUGUGUGAUGUGAAAGACGGAUGGACAAAAGUAUCUAGCAAUUAUACAGAUUGGUGGGUAGAUGAACGUUUGUUUGUGAUGAGUUCGUCGAUGAUUAGAAUCCUAGAAAGUUGUCUGUGCGAUGAUGUGAAUUAAAUGUUGGUAAAAUUCCAACUUGAA
Messenger RNA from Corticium candelabrum, 2978 nucleotides. RefSeq lists its product as uncharacterized. Bases 1 to 2805 code for a protein of 934 amino acids. The record is from RefSeq and is a predicted model, not a curated record. Lineage: Eukaryota; Metazoa; Porifera; Homoscleromorpha; Homosclerophorida; Plakinidae. The transcript is spliced from 7 exons.